ACCAAACAGUGCUCAGCUUUUUCUCUCACUACAAUUCGGAAACGUCACGUCCUGUAGUGGAGCAUUGUGGGAACGGCGGAUGAUGGCUAAAGCUAGUAGCAGUGCUGGGGUUGUUGCGCAGGACUCUGCUCUGUUGCUGCAUCCCGAACUGCUCUCCCGGGAUUUCUUACUGCUUUCCCUGGAGCGGAGAAACAUUCCAGUUGAAGAUGCUUUUAACGACAAAGAAAAGCUAACCAAGAUCUUUGUACAGCAUGCUAUGCCUCUGCCACAGAGGGAUUUACCCAGGAACCGAUGGGGUAGAAUGAUGGAAAGCAAGAGAGGGGAGAAGAAAAUUACAACUGUGCAGAAAAGUGCUGGCACCGAAGGCGUGAGAAAACGACCCCCUAUUGUUUUUGAUGGAUGUUCAACCAGUACGAGCAUAAAGGUGAAGAGAACAGAAAAUGGAGACGCAUUGCAACGACUUAAUCCCUCCCCGAAGGAGAGUACGAAUAGCACACAAAACAGCAGCCCUGCUCUCCAACUUGGCUUUACCACUCCAAACAAAGAGGCUAAGGGGGCCUCAGCUGCCAAUCAUGGACAGCAUGACAGUUCACCAGUCACUGAUACAACACUAAUUUCACCAAAAAGUGCCAAAUUACAACAGCCCAUAAUCGUGAGUGCUGUAAAGCUAAAAAGGACUGCUCCAAAAGAUGAAUCUGAUGUGGCGAAUGAUGCAAAGCCAACCGAAGCAAAAAAGAAGAUCCAACAUGUUACUUGGCCGUAAAGCUUUUAGGAUCUAGAAUGUCCUCUUCCUGGUUAAGAAGAAAAACAUGGCAUGUCAAUAUGGAACUUUAUAUGCCCUUUACAAGUCAUGAAAGGACUGGGGUCACAGCUGUUUUCCAAGAGAGUACUGUUCUUAUUACCAAGGCCUUGUCAAAUGUGUCAACAGUGUAUUUCACCUAAAGUAUUUGUUGUGGGGUGUGUGUGGCUGGGGGUGAGAUUUUUACAGUCCCCCAUUAAUACUAAUGCAGUAUUUAUUCAUUCACUAAUAUGACUGUGCAGUGGAUCUUGGAAGGAAAUAAAACACUGUGCUAGGAAACGUAACUGGAACAAACUAUGUUCUCUGUUUUUAGCAGAUAUUUGAAUGGAUGACUGUCUUCUUAGUAUGUUUCAGGAGAUAUAUGGUUUGUUAAUAAGACUUCUAGCUUUCUUAGUGUCUCUGAGCAUUUUUUAGCUCUAUAUUGUUUACAUCGGGUGCAUUAAAAAAAUAACAAAAUGAAAUAAAAAUAUCCCAGUGUUGUAUAAAGAAACACUGUCUUUCAAUGUUUUAUAUCCAUAAAAAAUCAUCAGUUAAAGAUCUUUUUCCUCUGAACAGAUCAUAGUUUCUUUCCCCAAGAAGUUGUUGUUAUGGCAUGCCCUGAAGGUGCUUUUUUUUAUGGUAUUUACACGAUCAGCAUAAUAUCAUUGUUUUAAUGUGAAGUUGACUAAGCUUCCCUUUGUGACUAAAGAUCUUGUGUUUGCUGCAGUGACCCUUUAAUUAGUGUCAGUAUUCUAACCCUAUAUUUAAAAAUGUGCAUAUCUGUCAACAUUUUUUAUAUAUGUCACUUGUCCGAAAGAUGUUCUAAUAGCAUCUCUGCAUUAUCCAGAGACAAGCUUAACUCUUUGAAGCAAUGCUAUUAGUAUAAAUAAGGGUUUGUAAGGGUUACACAGCAUUUUCUAUAUUCUUAUUUCAAAUAUCUGUUCACUUGAAUGCCCCAGUAGUAGUCUUUUUUCAGUUGAUCCUCUACUUCCAUCUAGUCCAGGCAAUGGGAACUGCGAAGGACUUUUUAAAGGCACAGUAAUUAAUUAAAAUAAAAAGUACUGUUGCCCUGCAUUGGUAAAACUGUUGUGUUUUGUUUCAGAAAGACUAAUACAGUUUAUAUGAAUAAGCUGCUGUGUAGCAAUAGGGAUAGCCAUUCAAGUUAAAAUAGGGAUAACAAUUCCAUUGUACUCUACAGAGCUUAACUGUUUUGUAACUUGUGCCUUUUCUCCUUUUCAGCUUUGAAUGGCUGUCACUAUGGCUUAUACAGCAGCUUGUUUAUAUAAACUGUAGUUGCUUUUCUGAAGCAAGCACACAAUUUUUAAUUUAUUUUUUUAAAUUAAUUUUAAUUACUUUAAAACACUUGUAUUUUUUGGUGUUACUGUUCCUUUAAGUAAAUUACCUAGUUUACAUUGCUUAAUUGCUAUAUUUGUUUUGCUGCUUAUUUUAAUCAUCAGGGAUUACACAACUUUAACGUAGUUACAUUUUUUAAAACUGGAAAAUAAAUAAAACUCUUGUGCUGGAGACAAAGCAGGCACUUAUUUCUAUAAACAGUAUAAGUGCAUGUAGUUCAUUUGCUGUGUCAAACACUUGAUUUCUACUACCAGUUCUUGCUUGGCAAGUUGCCUAUAAGUACUAAAUAGAAGUCAGAAGGAACGGUGGUACCUCUCACUUCUAGAUACUGUUUCAGGGCAGUCCAGCUAUAAUCGGAUGGGAUGGCAUGGCAGGACUGUCUGACCCCUGAGGUCUUCAUAGUAAGUGUCAGUGGCAUUGCUAUGACUCCGGUAAGGUACAUUUUUCUGAUGGUAUGCAUGUUAAGUAGUUCUAGGACUAUUUUCCCUUCAGUUAAAGAGAAAUGUAUGUAAAGGGAAGUUUCUGUUUGCCUUAAAGAA
Molecule: messenger RNA, 2670 nt
Organism: Xenopus tropicalis (tropical clawed frog)
Lineage: Eukaryota; Metazoa; Chordata; Amphibia; Anura; Pipidae
Gene: c2h2orf49
Product: chromosome 2 C2orf49 homolog
Exons: 4
Coding region: 80-763 (227 amino acids)
Biological process (GO): embryonic morphogenesis
Cellular component (GO): tRNA-splicing ligase complex; nucleus
Source: RefSeq, a predicted model, not a curated record